Messenger RNA from Coffea arabica (coffee), 4261 nucleotides. The record is from RefSeq and is a predicted model, not a curated record. NCBI's taxonomy places the organism in Eukaryota, Viridiplantae, Streptophyta, Magnoliopsida, Gentianales, Rubiaceae.
AUGGACAAGUACGGGGAUAUAGCUAGCUUAUCAUUGCUUGCGAUUUUUAACAUCCACUUCUUUUUACCAACAUGCUUUGCAUCAAAUGACACCCUAACUCCAUCCCAACCACUCAACGCAGGACAAGCUCUAAUUUCAGCUGGACAAAUCUUUGAAUUAGGAUUCUUCAGUCCUGGUAAUUCAAGUAGAUUGUACAUUGGAAUCUGGUACAAGAAUGAUAUUGAUCAUAGAGUUGUUUGGGUCGCAAAUCGGGAAAAUGCACCGUUAGAAGGUGACUUGGCUUCAAAGCUGAUAAUCAGCAGCCAUGGGAAUCUAAUGCUUAUAGAUGGAAAGCAAACUACUGUCUGGUCAGCAAAUGCCCCUGUCCAGUCUAAUAGCACAAUAGCAGUGCUCCAAGAUGACGGGGAUUUCAACCUUAAAGAUAAUGUUUCAGGGGAAACUAUAUGGGAAAGUUUUUAUUAUCCUACUGAUACAAUUUUAGCAGGCAUGCAGAUAGGAUUCAACAGCAGAACUGGACGGGAAAGCUUCUUGACAGCCUGGAAAAAUGAGAAUGAUCCGGCACCUGGAAACUUUGUUUAUGGACUCACAGACGAAAGACCAGCACAGUCUGUGGCAUGGAAUGGUACAAAACCACACUGGAGAUCAGGUCCAUGGGAUGGAUGGAAGUUCACUGGUAUACAAGACUUCGCCGAGGGGUAUUCAAAUGGACUAUUUGUGACACCAAAUAAUCAUAUGGGAGCUGCAUCCAUGACUUUCAACAACUUUGACAAUUCUGAUGUUUCAAUUGGUGUAAUUUCAACGACAGGUAUGGUAGAGGUAUGGUACAAGGAAAGAGAGCAAAAUAAAUGGAACUUUAUAUUUGCAGCACCUCAGGGUCCAUGUGAUGCAUACGGAACUUGUGGACCCUUCAGUGUUUGUAGCAGGAACCAUGCUUCAACUUGUGAGUGCCUGAAAGGGUUCUUGCCUAGGUCAAAUGAGGAAUGGAGUAAAGGAAAUUGGACAAGUGGAUGUGUAAGGCGUACAGAGUUGAUGUGCAAUGAAAACAGAAGCAACUUAAGCUUCAAUGCAUCUAAACCGGAUGGCUUCUGGAAGGUCGGUCAGAUGAAAUGACCAGAUCAUUAUGUGUAUUUGUAUGAUAAGACUGACCAAGGGGGGUGUAGCCAAUGGUGCCUGAGCAACUGCUCUUGUCUGGCAUAUGCAUAUCCAGAUGGUAUAGGGUGUCUGGUUUGGGUAACAGAUCUUAUCGACAUGCAGCAAUUCGUGAAGUCUGGGGAGGAUCUAUACCUCCGCCUUGCUAAUUCAGACCUAGGAGUAAAAAGUAGACAUACAGCAAUCAGCGUCAGCUUCGUAUCCAUAUCGGUUGGUUUCCUCUUGGGUGUGUUAAUAUGUUGUGUCCGCAGAUGGAAAGCUAACAGAAGAGACAGACAUCUCAGGGAACAAAGGUCAGAGACAAGAAAAUGGUUCACAAUAAAGAGCAUCAGAAAAAGGGGCAAAGUAAAGGGUCACUUGGCUGACAAAAAGGGCACUUUGAUUGAUACUUCACAGGACAAUAUCCAAGAAAAUCCUGCAUCAUCAAAGGGGUCAUCAGAGCUUCCAAUAGUUGAUUUCAAUAGGAUAAAGAUCGCUACCAACAACUUCAGCGAAGCUAACAAGCUUGGUGAAGGAGGAUUUGGCACAGUUUACAAGGGAAGCUUAGAAGAUGGACAGCAAAUAGCUGUGAAAAGGCUUUCGAGUCACUCAGGACAGGGCAUGGAGGAGUUCAAGAAUGAAGUUAUAUUGAUAUCUAAACUUCAGCAUAGAAAUCUUGUAAGGCUGUUGGGCUGCUGCAUUCAAGGAGAAGAGAAAAUAGUAAUUCUUGAGUACAUGAAAAACAAAAGCUUGGACACUUUCCUGUUCGAUCGAACAAAAAGGCUGGAGCUAGAUUGGGCCAAACGCUUCAGCAUCAUUCAGGGGAUUGCCAGAGGGCUUCUCUAUCUCCAUCGAGAUUCUUGUUUGAGAAUUAUUCACAGAGAUAUGAAGGCCAGCAACAUUCUCUUGGACGAUGACAUGAAUCCGAAAAUCUCAGACUUUGGACUGGCGCGAACUUUCCGUGUCACACAGGAAUUAGCCAACACUGGCAGGGUUGUGGGAACUUUCGGUUAUAUGUCUCCUGAAUAUGCCAUGAGUGGGCAAUUUUCGGAAAAAUCUGAUGUUUAUAGCUUUGGAGUUUUGCUGCUAGAGAUUGUCAGCAGCAAGAAGAACACAGGGUUCGGAUAUCACGAAAAAUAUUUGAACCUUCUUGGUUGUGCAUGGCAAUUGUGGAACGAGUGCAAAGCUCCAGAGUUGCUGGAUCAAUCACUGGCAGAUUCUUGCACCCCAACAGAGGUAAAGAGAUGCAUUCAAAUCGGGCUUCUUUGUGUUCAAGACCAUGCUGCAGAUCGGCCUACAAUGUCAAAUGUAGUUCUCAUGCUAAGCAGUUCUGAGAGUGAAAUGGAACUUCCUCAACCAAGACAACCUACAUUUACGUUUCAAAACUUGCAAGAAUCCGAUCGUUUUCAAUCAGCCAUUCGCUUAUGCAACGGUUCCAUAAACGAAAUCAGUAUUUCAAUGCAAAGAGAUCUCAAGCAUUCAUUGGGUGCACAAAUUCUUGAAGCAAACAGAAGAGUUAUUUUUGAGGUAUCGGCAGUUAUGCUUAUAACGAUCUUCAGAGCGAGGACGAGAAAAUGGUGCAUAAUAAAGGGCAUCAGAAAAUUGUGCAUGCUAAAGGAUCUCGUGGUGUCUGAGAAGAAAAAGGGCACUUUGAGAGAUACCUCACAAGAUGAUAUCCAGGAAAGUCCCGCAUCGGCAAAUGAGUCAUUGGAGCUUCCAGCGAUCGAUUUCAAUAGGAUAAAGAUUGCCACCGACAACUUCAGUGAAGCUAACAAGCUUGGUGAAGGAGGGUUCGGCGCAGUUUACAAGGGGAGAUUAGAAGAUGGACAGCAAAUAGCCGUGAAAAGGCUUUCGCGUCAUUCAGGACAAGGCAUGGAGGAGUUCAAAAAUGAGGUUGUCUUGAUAUCUAAGCUUCAGCAUAGAAACCUUGUCAGGCUGUUGGGCUGCUGCAUUCAGGGAGAAGAAAAGACAGUAAUUCUUGAAUACUUGAAAAACAAGAGCUUGGACAAAUUCCUCUUUGAUCGAACAAAGAGGUUGGAGCUAAAUUGGGAAAAACGCUUCAACAUAAUUCAGGGCAUUGCCAGAGGGCUUCUAUACCUCCAUCGAGAUUCUUGUUUAAGAAUUAUUCACAGAGAUUUAAAGGCCAGCAACAUUCUCUUGGAUGAUGACAUGAACCCCAAAAUCUCAGACUUUGGCCUGGCACGAACUUUCCAAGUCACACAAGAACUAGCCAACACCCGCAGGGUUGUGGGAACUUUCGGCUACAUGUCUCCAGAAUAUGCCAUGGGAGGGGUAUUUUCAGAAAAAUCUGAUGUUUACAGCUUCGGAGUCUUAUUGCUGGAAAUAGUCAGUAGCAAGAAGAAUACUGGGUUUGGUUAUCACGAAAAACAUAUAAGCCUUCUUGGUUAUGCAUGGCAAUUAUGGAAUGAGUGCAAAGCUCCAGAGUUGCUGGAUGAAUCACUGACUAAUUCUUGCACCCCAUCAGAAGUAAUGAGAUGCAUUCGAGUUGGGCUUCUUUGUGUUCAAGACCAUCCUACAGAUCGGCCUACAAUGGCUAAUGUAGUUCUCAUGCUAAGCAGUUCUGAGAGUGAAAUAGAACUUCCUCAACCAAGAGAACCUACAUUUACAUUCCAAAGCUUGCUGGAAUCAGAUAAUUGUCAGUCAGGGAUUAGUUUAUGCAAUGAUUCCAUCAACGAAGUCAGUGUUUCAAUGGUUGAAGGGCGAUGAAUGGGUGAUUUACACAACAGUCAAGAGACACACAUCCGCAGAUUAUGAAAUUUAUUACUUAUCAGAUGCUUUCUGUAGGUGAAUGUGAGUAUUAAGAAUAAAGGUGCUCUGCGAAUAGCCUAUUUAGUUAUCUAAAUCGAUUUAGUUCACAUAAAAUCCUUAUGCAUUCGAAACAUAUUUUAAGACAUAAUUCAAUUUGUUUCGGCUGUGUCUGUCAUUCUGUUUUCAUAUCUGAAUACUGAACUGAAUUAAGUCUGCUGCGGGCAUAUUCUAGGAAGUGCAUUUUUUGGUAGUUGAAGCAACAGAAACAAAGCUUCUUCGAUGGAUUUUGUCGAAGAAUUCUCUUAAAUUUUCUGACCGGUGUAGUGGUCACUUGGUAAAUGCCAGAAAGAUGUUUUCUCAUCUC